AUGUCCAAGGAGCUCACCACCGCGGAGGUUGCCUCCCACAACACCAAGAAGGAUCUAUACAUGAUCAUUCACGACAAGGUUUACGAUGUCACCUCUUUCGUCGAUGAGCACCCUGGUGGUGAGGAGGUCCUUCUCGAUGUCGGUGGUCAGGAUGGUACGGAAGCUUUCGAGGACGUCGGACACAGUGAUGAGGCCCGUGAGAUCCUGGCCGGUCUGGAGGUCGGAACGCUGAAGAGACUGCCCGGUGAAGCUGGCCCCAAGACUGGCAAUCCCUCUUCCGUCAGCGUCCCUAAGAAAGACAGCACCGGCCUCGGCAUUGGUCUCUACGCCGUUCUGCUCAUCGGUGGUGCCGCUGCCUACUUCGCCUACCAGUACAUCCAGGCCAAUGCUGAGAAGCAGUGA
Paecilomyces variotii is the source of this 402-nucleotide messenger RNA. RefSeq names its product cytochrome b5-like heme/steroid binding domain-containing protein. The coding region runs from base 1 to 402 and encodes 133 amino acids. Gene Ontology annotation, cellular component: intracellular membrane-bounded organelle; endoplasmic reticulum membrane. Gene Ontology annotation, molecular function: heme binding. Lineage: Eukaryota; Fungi; Ascomycota; Eurotiomycetes; Eurotiales; Thermoascaceae. The record is from RefSeq and is a predicted model, not a curated record. The transcript is spliced from 3 exons. Gene Ontology annotation, biological process: sterol biosynthetic process.